AUGGCUGCCGGCAAACCUCCCGCCCCGCGCGCCGCCGCGGCGCCGGGGCCCGAAUCCGCGGCCGAGGCCGAGCACCUCCUUUCGCUGGCCGAGUCGGAGCUCUCCGCGGGCCGGCUCCGGGCCGCGCGCAGGCACGCCCUCCGCGCCUCCCGCCUGUACCCGUCCUGCCCGCGCGCCUCGGCGGUGGCCACCGCCGCCAACGUGCUCCUCGCCGACGCCUCCUCCCACCACGCCUCGCUCCUGCUGCCCGAGCCCGACGACCCCGACGCCUCGCCGCUCUCCGCCUCCGAGCUCCGCCGCCACUUCAAGUCGCUCGUCAAGUCCCUCCGCGUCUGCCCCGACUACGCCGCCGCCUACCCCUCCUCCGCCGCCGCCGAGGAGGCGCUCGGCCGCGCCACCGAGGCCUACGAGGCGCUCACCGCCCCGCCCCCCGGGACCUUCUGGACCGCCUGCGCCGGAUGCCGCCUCCUCCACGAGUUCGAGCGCAAGUAUGUGGGAUACCGCCUCAUCUGCCCCUCCUGCCGCCGUACCUUCCUCGCCGUCGAGGUCCCGCCUCCGCCGGAGGCCGAACCCCCUGCCCUUGCGCCUGCGCCUGCGCCUCGGCGGCCGGCGGCGGCCAAGAAGCCCAAUACGGAGAAGCUGGAAAUGACGCUCGCCGAGAUGCAGCUCCAGCUCGCCAAGAAGAGGAGGGGCGCAAAGGCUUCGGAGAGCUCUUCCCGAGACUUGGUGGUGGUGGAUGAAGAUGAUGAUGAUGAAGAGGAGCAGGAGGACGGCGAGGAGGCUGAGGCGGAGAACAACCAUUCGGACCUGAUGGCCGUGGAGGACUCUGACUUCUACAACUUCGACGCCAACCGCGGCGAGAGGUGCUUCAAGAGAGGCCAACUCUGGGCUUUGUACGCCGACGCCGACGGCAUGCCACGCCAGUAUGCGCUGGUGGAUGGGGUGCAGCGAGGUACCCAAUUCAGAGUGCAGAUACGGUGGCUGGAUGGCGAGGAGGGGAAGCCAUGCGGGCAGUUCAAGGUUGGGAGAGCAGAGACCGUGCAUUCAGUGAACGUCUUCUCCCACCUUCUGGCCUGCGAGAGGGCGGCAAGGGAGGUGUACCAGGUUUAUCCCAGGAAGGCCUCGGUUUGGGCGCUCCAUGGUGGCGAGGAGGGCGAUGCAGCGAGGACAAAGUAUGACAUUGUGGUGAUGCUCAGUGGUUACGAUGAGCGGUAUGGUGCCAGCUUCGGGUACCUGGAGAAGGUGGAAGGCUUCAGGAGCAUCUUCACACGCCGGGACAUCGGAAGCCAUGCUGUACACUUCCUUCAGAAGGAUGAUCUUGGGGUGCUUUCGCAUCAGAUACCGGCCAGGAAGGUGCCCAAGGGUGAGGGAUCGACUCUGCCUCCUGGGGAUUGCUGGGAACUUGAUCCUGCAUCAUUGCCUCCCGAGUUGCUGCACAUCGAAGCUGUCAAACCACGGAAAUGA
Messenger RNA from Miscanthus lutarioriparius, 1464 nucleotides. Lineage: Eukaryota; Viridiplantae; Streptophyta; Magnoliopsida; Poales; Poaceae. The record is from the annotation of a GenBank genome assembly.